CCCACCCACCCACCCACCACCACCUACAAUGGCGAAAAAAGACAAGAAGAAAACCGUCGACAAGAAAGCGCGGGUGGCAGAAAAGACCGCGCGUAAGUCGGCGACGAAGGAGAAGAAGUCCUCGAAGAAGGCCGGCGGCAAAGACGUGAUCAUCGAUGCGACGGACCAAGACAUCGACGCGGUGCUCGAGGAAUACGCGCGCAAGCAAGCGCAGUUCCUGAAAGUGACCGAGACUGUCCUCGACGGGCCGCCGCCGCUGCGCUCAGGGCCCACGCUCACCGCGUCGCCCGCCAGCGCCAGCGAGCUGUUCCUUUUCGGCGGCGAGACUUUCAAUGGCUCGCUCGCGGCGUUCUUCAACGAUCUCAACAUCUACAAUACGGCCACGGGCUCGUGGCGGUGUAUCACCAGCCCGAACUCGCCGCUGCCGCGCAGCGGGCAUUGGGUCUGCGCGACGCAGCACGCGGGCGGAACGCUGUGGCUGUUUGGCGGGGAGUUCAGCAGUCCGAAGCAGAACACGUUCUACCACUACAACGACUUCUGGUCGUUCGAGUGCAAGACGCGGGAGUGGGCGCGAGUGGAGGUGAAAGGGAAGGCGCCGCCGGCGCGCAGCGGACACCGCAUGGUCGGCUGGAAGAACCUGGUCGUACUGUGGGGCGGCUUCCAGGAUACUAGUGCGAGCACAAAGUAUCUCGGCGACUUGUGGGUGUUCAACGUCGUGUCGUAUACGUGGACGCAGGUGGUGCUGCCGGCACAUGGGCAGCGCCCCGAUGCGAGGAGCUCGUUUUCGCUGCUGCCGCAUGAGCAGGGCGCUGUGCUGUUCGGUGGGUACUCGAAGACGAAGGUGGCGAGUGCACAGAAGAAGGGCGGCGGGAAGAUGGCCGUCAGCGAGAUAGGGAAUGUCCAUGAGGAUAGUUGGCUGCUGAGGCUGGACCAGGAGGAUAUGGGAAAGAUCCGCUGGGAACGGAGGAAGAAGCCCGGGAAUGCCCCGAACCCCAAGAGAGUCGGUGUCACGAUGGCCCCGCACAAGGGCCGAGGGAUAAUGUUUGGUGGUGUCCACGAUAAGGCCGAGACCGAUGAGGGCUUGGAUAGUAUAUUCUUCAACGAGCUGUACGCGUGGAGUGUCGAGCGGAAUCGCUUCUUCCCCCUAGCUCUCCGCAAAGCCAGACAGCAGAAGAGAAUGGUGGAGCAAAGAGGCGGCCGGCGAGACCGUGGAAGGGAAGCGGAAGAGGAGCUGUUCAAGAAUCUUGCACGACUGGAGGCGGAGCAGGCGGGGAAGUCGGCGGAAGAAAUGCGUGAGGAGGAAGAGCGGAAGAAGGCGGAUGAGGAGAAGGAAAGGCUUGCGAUCCUGCAACAGAGCGAACUGACCCUAAAUCUUCCAACCCCAAGGAUGCACUGUGCACUCGCCGUCCAGGACGACGUAUUGUACAUCUACGGUGGUACAUUCGAGAAGGAGGACCGCGAGAUCGCCUACGACGAGCUAUUUGCGAUUGACCUGGGGAAGCUGGACGGAGUAAGGACCGUCUUCAGCAGGCAGACAGAGACCGAAUGGGUCGAUUCGGAGAGUGAAGACGACGAGGACGACGAGGACGACGAGGAGGACAGCGAGGAAGAAGAGGAGGAAGAGGAGGAAGUGAAUGAGAAGAAGCCCAAGAUCAGUGAAGCAGAGCUGGAAGAGAGGCGUGCCGAGAAGGCAAAGAAGAAGGCCAGAACCGCCCCGGCGAUUGAAGUACCGGCAGAAUCUCCUACAGCAGAGGAUCAAGAGGAGCCUGAGCACCCAGCAGCUGAGGACCCGGCACCUCACCCGCGACCCUUCGAGUCAUUGCGCGAGUUCUAUGCCCGCACAUCGAACGAGUGGCAACAGCUGCUCAUCGAGCAGGCCGAGGCCGAAGGCAAAAACACGAUGAAGACGGUCAAGGAGUUGAAGAAGGACGCGUUCGCGAUCGCCGAAGAGAAAUGGUGGGAUUGCAGGGAAGAGAUUCGGGCGCUGGAGGAUGAGCAGGAAGAAGCUGGCAUUGGAGAGGUGGUCAGUCUGGCGGAUAAGUCUGGCGGCGGAGGCGGCGGUGGUGUGGGCAGGAGGCGAUAGUAUGGGUUAUGGAUAUGCUGUAAGUAGAUGCCUAUUAGACACCUGACAUCGUACGGACUCUAUAUCUACAAGAACAAUCCACCACCACCACCACCACCACCACCACCAAUAAGCUAUCAUGCACCUCCCAGUACCGCCAUCUUACUUACAACCCACUACUCCCCUUUCCGCCC
Molecule: messenger RNA, 2256 nt
Organism: Tricharina praecox
Lineage: Eukaryota; Fungi; Ascomycota; Pezizomycetes; Pezizales; Pyronemataceae
Exons: 2
Coding region: 29-2083 (684 amino acids)
Molecular function (GO): protein binding
Source: RefSeq, a predicted model, not a curated record